Hyaloperonospora brassicae is the source of this 888-nucleotide messenger RNA. Lineage: Eukaryota; Oomycota; Peronosporomycetes; Peronosporales; Peronosporaceae. The record is from the annotation of a GenBank genome assembly.
AUGUCUGCUGCUCUGUCGUCUACUUCGUCGUCUGUAGUGCCUGUGGACGCGGUUCGAGCGGUAGAAGACGCCUUUUUACGUCGAGAAUGGACAGCAGCACUCAACGAUAGCCGCCGUCUCCUUAUUGCGCGCAUGGCGCAGCUCCGACAAGAGUCAAAUGAUGUGGCGGUGAUGACAGUGAACGAGGAACGAGUGCUGUGCGUCUAUCUCCAGGUGGUGUUUGAACUGGCGCUGGACGACGAAGUGGAGACAGCGACAAGUGUCGUGCAGCACUUUGCACCACUGACAAGCACAGUUUCGAUUCAAUGGAUACACUUUCUGCUAGCGAUGAACCGUGGAUUGAUGGCCAAGCAGGCGCUUCGAGACUUACUCACGUCGUUAGCGAUGGACAAACGAAUGGGCCUAUGCACCAACGAGUACAACAAAGCUGCGGAGAUAAUGGUCUUGCAAUUGUUACUACCUGACGAAGGCAUUGACGCUGCACGGCAGUUCGUGAUGGAAGACACAGAGCUGGAUGAUGGAACGAAGGCGCAACUGCUUUGCCGGAUUCAACCGGCAUCCUUGGCGGCUCAACAGGCCAACAAAAACGAGUCUGUGCAGACUUCAUCAGCGGAACCGACAGGGAGAGAUGCAAAUGCUGAACCGCAUGCGACUCGUGCUGCCCAUCAGUUGUUGUCGACUGCGUUUACGGGGAAGCAACAGACUCCAUCCACGAAGAACGACGACACCAGUCGCUACGUGAUGGUGGGUGGCACUGCUAUCGUACUAGCUGUCGCGGUGAUCGGUACAUUGCGGUACCGCGAGAGAAUUCACGCGUGUGUUUCCAACGCUGUUCCUGCCAUCCACAAAGGCGUCGCAGAUGCAAAGUAUGCGCUGUUUGAUGCGUAA